AGUCGGGGUACUGACAUGUCUGAUUCCUAGGACCUUAGUAUAAGUCCGUGUAUUUGCAUUCUGCGAAGGCGAAGCGUGCUACGGAACUUGCCAGCAUUUGUGUUGUAAACGAUCCACGUACAGAUCCAAAAUAUCACGAUGGAUUCAAGGCUUGUCUACCAUGUAAGUAGCAUUAUACUUGUAAUGCUCACCGUGUUUGCAGACAGCCAGAACUACUGGGACGACACACGACGUGGGAAAAUCCCUGCUUGUCUCACAUCGACAUGUGAUCGAGGUCAAGAUGUUUGCGAGUGCUAUCUGACAAUUGAACACCGUUUGACUAUGAUGCACGAAGAGUCACAAAAGUUGGUUUAUUCAUUGAAGGGUCGUCUGAAAGAGUUUGAUACAGCGUCUACCAUAGAAAACCUAGAUGAACUACCAUUUAUCUUGACGGCAGAUGGAAACAACUCUCGAUUAGUUAUUGCUAUAAAUCGUCGUUUUCCAGGACCAAUGAUCACGGCGUACGAAGACCAGACUGUGAUCGUCCACGUCCGUAACAUGAUGCACACAGAUAGCACAACGAUACACUGGCACGGAAUGCAUCAACAAGGGACCACAUACGCCGACGGAGUAGCUUUCAUUUCUCAAUGCCCUCUAGGACACGGUCAAGAGUUCACUUAUAAAUUCAAGGCUAAACCACAUGGCACCAGCUUUUACCACGCUCACAUCGGCGACCAACGGACAAUGGGGUUGUAUGGAGCUCUCAUUGUUUAUCCUAAACAAGAACUUCCUUCAACAACAAGAGCAGAACACGUGGCUGUGCUGCAAGACUGGAACCACGACGAUGAUGCUGCAACAUUGUAUCAACGCAUGCUGUAUGGUGUCUUUGAUCAAUCGAUACGAUCUCGCUACGAGCCAACUGUUUCUAAUGAUGGAGGAAUGUACAGUAGGUUCUUGUUUCAUUCUGGCCUUGUGAAUGGAAAGGGUCGCUAUCAUAGAAGCGAUCGCACAACCAAUGAAGCGCCCUUGACCCAAUUCGAGGUAAUGAGGGACAAGUGGUACACUUUCAGAGUCAUUAGCGCAGCCACGCUUUACCCCUUUCUUGUUUAUGUGACUGGACAUUCCAAUCUGACGCUUAUAGCAUCUGACGGUUUUGCGAUUCAGGAACUUGUCGUGAAUGCCUUCAUAAUUAACCCUGGAGAAAGAUAUGAUUUCAAGAUAUACACAAACCAGACGGAUAGUAAUUACAUGCUUGUAGCUAAAACCCUCGAAAAAGGUCGAUUUCAUGUAGCCGAAGCUAUAAUCCACUAUAUGAAUGCGAGGAUCAACGUCAACCCAGCAGCCCUACUUGCUGCUGCUGCAUUAAGCUGCUCUCCGAAUUGCAUAUAUUUCAAUUGUCCAUACCAAAGUCUAUCUAAUAAAGAUGGAACCUGUUUGACAUAUAAUGACGCAAGAACAAACGAUUUUAAUUCAAGGCCGGAGGAAGUUGCCACUAUUGAUCAAGAAUUCUUCUUUAAUUUCGCUUUUCCAGGAGAGGAUGGUUUCAGACCUGGUUCAGUAAAUGGUCGUCAAUUCGUACCGCCAGUCUCUCCGCUAUUCUCACAACCUGAAGGCUUAACGACCGCCUGUGCUGCUAACUGUGCUGACAAUAAUUUAUGUACAUGCACAUACACCCAGGAAAUUCUGAAUGGAAAGGUGUACCAGUUCACACUGACCAACCUGGGGAACGGAAAGGGAUGGUCACAUCCGGUACAUUUACACGGACAUUCAUUCUAUGUCAUGAAGAUGGGUUUCGGGAAAUUUGAUUCAAAAGGUGUACUGUAUGAUUCGACGCCAGACAUAUCGUGUAAUAUCGGAUCGAAAGGUUAUUGCAACAAUCCCGUUUGGGCAAACGCGACCUGGAAUGGAGGUAACGUUCCCGGACUAGUCCUAAACCGUACCGCGCAGAAAGACACCAUCAUCGUCCCUACCCACGGUUAUGUCGUCAUCAGGUUCAAGGCCGAUAACCCUGGUGCCUGGUUCUUCCAUUGCCACAUUGACCUCCACAAUACAAACGGAAUGGGGAUGGUGAUCGUCGAAUCACCGAAUAUGUAUCCCAAAAAACCAGAGAAUUUCCCAAUCUGUGGAGACUUUCGAACAAAUAACGAUCCAAUAGCGGCAGUUGAUGCUGGUUCUACCUGGGAAGUUGACUGGAUACUCUGCUGGAUGGCUGUCAUUGGAAUAAUAAAUGAAUUUAUGAUGUAACAAGGAAUUGGAACAGUGUCAAAUUCUGCAUGCUAAUGCAAAAAGGAAAACAAAAAUAAGGAACGGAUUUUCGUAAAAGUCUUUUGCAUGAUCAUCUCCAAAACUAAGAUAAAUUUUGGAUUCGAAUACAUAUAGACUAUAUAUAUAUAUAUAUUGCACGUUAAAAAUUAUAAGAGUUAAUGGUAUAACAAUUUAAUAUUUCAAACACAAGUCUUGCUUAAAUAACAAUCAACAAAAGUCUUAUAAUUAAAAAGGUAAAUGAUGUGCAAUCCUUGCCCAAUCAAUGUAGUAAUCGUUUGAUAAACUUAGUUAUAUGACAGAAGGACACAGACACGGAAAUCCAUCCAAUGAUACGGAGUCCAUCAGCAGGAAUUACGUACGCACACUUUAUUUCAUCUCGUUGUGUCACACGAAAUUUUACUAUCUAUUCAAGAUAAAGCAAGUGACACGACUGAUAAUAUACGUAACCACCAAAACAAACCAAAACUAUAUUUGCCACAACGUCAAAAAUCCCAGAUAUACUAUUAUUAAUGCGUAGGGUUAAUUUUUAUUUUACUAUUGACAUAUUUUUCACACUGUCAAUAUUAAUAUUUCUAAAAGCAAGUGACAUUGUUGAUAAAUAUUUGUUAACAUGCAAGCAAUUCAGAAAACCAUCGUUAUAGGAAUGGCCCUUGAAUGACCGUAUUAUCUGAGGACAAGGUUUGUUUGAUACUUUUUAGCUCACCUGGUUCGAAGGACCAUGGUAAGCUUAUGCCAUACUGCACCGUCCGUCGUCCGU
Messenger RNA from Mizuhopecten yessoensis (Yesso scallop), 3001 nucleotides. Its product is annotated as laccase-4-like. NCBI's taxonomy places the organism in Eukaryota, Metazoa, Mollusca, Bivalvia, Pectinida, Pectinidae. Gene Ontology annotation, molecular function: copper ion binding; oxidoreductase activity. The transcript has 3 exons. Gene Ontology annotation, biological process: iron ion transport. The record is from RefSeq and is a predicted model, not a curated record. Gene Ontology annotation, cellular component: plasma membrane. The coding region runs from base 139 to 2223 and encodes 694 amino acids.